Messenger RNA from Paracoccidioides brasiliensis Pb18, 1353 nucleotides. RefSeq lists its product as uncharacterized. The transcript has 6 exons. The record is from RefSeq and is a predicted model, not a curated record. Gene Ontology annotation, cellular component: cytoplasm; nucleus; ribonucleoprotein complex. Gene Ontology annotation, molecular function: mRNA binding. Bases 1 to 1353 code for a protein of 450 amino acids.
AUGCCAAUCUCAACAAGACACCGAGAUGGCCGGAGGCAUUCUCGGUCAUCUGAUGAAGAAUAUGUCGUUUUUAUCCAAGGUAUCCCGCCCCAGUGUCGGUGGCAGGAACUGAAAGAUCUUGUACGUCAAACUGCACUACAUAUACGACAGGCGGUAGUUUACGAUGAUUGCAACGGACACCCCACCGGACUAGGACAGAUUAUCAUUAAGAAUGAGGAUGAAGCGUGGCGUACUUACCACAGGUUGUCAAUCAACGGGUGGAAUGGCAAUUGCUUAACGGUUACGCUAUCACUCGCAAGUGCGCCAACCAAACCCAUUGCAGGGCCUACCAGGAGUCCAUCCACAGGCAGAGUCCCAUACACUGCUGGGGGAUUCUCGAAUCCUCAGAGAUGUGCACCCCCGGUUUCGACCGCGACAAGCACUAUGCCCCCUGAGAAUCUUUCGCCCCCUCCGCCCUAUGCUCCAUCACCAGAGUAUUCGCACUUUGUCACCAAUACAAAUACGCUUUGUCAUACUCCACUCGUUUCCUUUACUACGGAUGUACUAGGUUACCAGUUCCCCGUGAUUUACCCCAGUGACAUUCACUUUCCCAUGCAAGCCUCGGUUCUAGGCCCGCAAUUUGAACCCUCGCCGAUCGGAGUCCACAGGUAUUCCAUAUCAACUUGUAUCCAGCCCCUUUACGAACUAUAUGGUCACAUUAUACCCCGUCAAACCUGUAAUGCCAACAACAACGUUAACAUACCUUGCGAAGAUUCUAGAAUGUCACCCUCGUGCAGCAUAUUCAUACAGAAUCUUGCCAGUGACACCACGUGGCAAUAUUUAAAAGAUCAUCUUCGGAAAGCGGGUAUUGUAGAGAGAUGCGAUAUUCGCGAAGAUCGAAAAGGGGGGGGUCGUCGAUCAAGGGGAUAUGCGACGGCAACGGAUCAAGAAUUCGUGUUCGGUUCGAUCGGGGAUAAUGGACGAAGCUGCAGCUUUACUGGGAAUGGUGGUAGUAAUGGUAACGCGAAUGGGAGCGGUGCGGACUCUCCUUCUCAUGUCGAUCGGAACAAGAAUAUGGCUGAAAGCGGAAGCACAAAUGAACGUGGAUCUGGAUCUGGAUCUGGAAAUGGGAACAGAGAUGGGAACGUUGUGAAAACGAGUUCAUCAGUAACCGCACCUUCACCAACCGAUCCAAAGUCACCCACGGUUGUGACUAGUUCUGUGCCGAAAUCCAGUGAGUCCAGGUCCCCGAAGAGAAGUGAGCCAUUAGUCGUCAACGGAUCGAGGGUUGGAUUGAGAGCUGGGAGAUCCAGAGGCGAGAAGGUUGGCUGCGAAGGUGAACUUGGGCGAAAGAUCCAAGAGAUUCAACUGUGA